Erinaceus europaeus (western European hedgehog) is the source of this 2199-nucleotide messenger RNA. It is a transcript of the gene POGLUT1, whose product is annotated as protein O-glucosyltransferase 1. The record is from RefSeq and is a predicted model, not a curated record. The coding region runs from base 2 to 1261 and encodes 419 amino acids. Gene Ontology annotation, molecular function: UDP-glucosyltransferase activity; UDP-xylosyltransferase activity. Gene Ontology annotation, biological process: protein O-linked glycosylation; positive regulation of Notch signaling pathway. Lineage: Eukaryota; Metazoa; Chordata; Mammalia; Eulipotyphla; Erinaceidae. The transcript is spliced from 11 exons. Gene Ontology annotation, cellular component: endomembrane system.
CAUGGCCAUCUUUGUGAGGGGCUGUGCAUCCGCCGGCGGUGCAGCGGCGGUGCAGCGGGAUUCCGCAGUGGGUUGGCUGGCGAUGGAGCGGUGGACCCACUUGCAGCUUCUGCUGUGGCUGCUGAUGCUUCUCCUGCCCCCAGUACCCGGCCGCCAAAAGGAGUCAGGUUCAAAGUGGAAAGUAUUUAUUGACCAAAUUAACCGGUCUUUGGAGAACUAUGAACCUUGUCCAAGUCAAAACUGCAGCUGUUACCAUGGUGUCAUAGAAGAGGAUCUGACUCCUUUCCGGGGAGGUAUCUCCAGGAAGAUGAUGGCGGAAGUAGUCAAACGGAAGCUAGGAACCCACUAUCAGAUCAUUAAGAAUAGAUUAUACCGAGAAAAUGACUGUAUGUUCCCUUCCAGGUGCAGUGGUGUUGAACACUUUAUUUUGGAAGUUAUUGGACACCUCCCUGACAUGGAGAUGGUGAUCAAUGUACGAGAUUACCCUCAGGUCCCUAAAUGGAUGGAACCUGCCAUCCCUGUCUUCUCCUUCAGUAAGACAUCAGAAUACUAUGACAUCAUGUAUCCUGCUUGGACAUUUUGGGAAGGAGGACCUGCAGUUUGGCCAAUUUAUCCUACAGGACUAGGACGAUGGGAUCUCUUCAGAGAAGACCUGCUAAGAUCAGCAGCCCAGUGGCCAUGGAAAAAGAAAAACUCUACAGCAUAUUUCCGAGGAUCAAGGACAAGUCCUGAACGAGAUCCUCUCAUUCUUCUGUCUCGGAAGAAUCCAAAACUUGUUGAUGCAGAAUAUACCAAAAACCAGGCCUGGAAAUCUAUGAAAGAUACUUUGGGAAAGCCAGCUGCUAAGGAUGUCCAUCUUGUAGAUCACUGCAAAUACAAGUAUCUCUUUAAUUUUCGAGGUGUGGCUGCAAGUUUCCGGUUCAAACACCUCUUCCUGUGUGGUUCACUAGUUUUCCAUGUUGGUGAUGAGUGGCUGGAAUUCUUCUACCCACAACUGAAGCCAUGGGUUCACUAUAUCCCAGUCAAAACAGAUCUCUCCAAUGUUCAGGAACUGUUGCAAUUUGUGAAAGCAAAUGAUGAUGUAGCUCAAGAAAUUGCUGAAAGGGGAAGCCAAUUUAUUAUGAACCACUUGCAGAUGGAUGACAUCACCUGUUACUGGGAAAACCUGUUGACUGAAUACUCCAAAUUCUUGUCCUAUAAUGUAACAAGAAGGAAAGGUUAUGAUCAGAUUGCUCCCAAAUUUUUGAAAACUGAACUCUAGCCAUCAUCAGAUCACAGAUCUUUGUAUGAUAGCAGAGCUUGGGUACCCUCUGGUGAACAGUUUACCAUGAGUGUGACACCUACACCUUGAAUAUUAUCAAGCCCAAAGCCUGAUUUCCCUUAUCAUGCUGCACCCAGAGCAACUCCCAAGAAACAUUCAAAGUGUUUGAUAUAGAUAUGAAACAGUUCAAAAUCUUGAUUGAAUAAGGACCACAAAUCAUGAUGUGUGGGUUUUCGAACGCAUUCCAACCAUUCAUUUCUUAAGGACCAAUCACAGCUUGUGCCUCAGACCAGCCACACAACUAUCUCCACCACUGUGAAAUGUCCAUGGGAUGCUUCCCUUUGUCCCAUUAUUUGGAGCAGAAAAUCAUUUGAAACUACUGUGUUACAACUCAUCAUUGUAAUUCUGCAGUUAUUCUAGGUUUGAUCUCUGUUGAUGUAUUUUAAUAGAAAUUUCUAUACGGGUUUGUGAAAAAUACUUGUGGAUCAUUUCCUGAAAGCUCUAAGGAAGCUAUAGUCAUGCCAUGCAAUGAUGUAGGGGUUUUCUUUGUAAAAGAUAAACUCUAUGGUACUCAGGAGGUUUCUGUUAUACUACAUAGAAAGGGGCAAAUCCAUGAGUAAUUAUCGCAUUUGGAUUUCAGGUUCCCUUUUUGUGCCUUCUUACCCUUAUUUUUUAUGACUUUAAAAAAAGACAAAAGACAAAAGCCUCUUAAAUUUAGGAAGUAAUCCUUACUCUUUAAAGGAACUGUGUGUAAAAUAGCAAUUCUUCUGACUCUUGCACACACAAUUACUUUUUUUCUGAAAUUAAUUCCCCAUGUUUUGAAAUUGGGAGUUCAGAGGAUUCAACUGUAGCACUUACUAACAAAAGAAAUACUUGUUUUAGUGCAAGUCUGCAUUGGAGUGCCUCUUUUACCCACUAAAAAAAGAAAAAAAAAAACA